Nomia melanderi (Alkali bee) is the source of this 2944-nucleotide messenger RNA. RefSeq names its product pre-rRNA 2'-O-ribose RNA methyltransferase FTSJ3. Gene Ontology annotation, cellular component: nucleolus; nucleus; preribosome, large subunit precursor. Gene Ontology annotation, biological process: maturation of 5.8S rRNA from tricistronic rRNA transcript (SSU-rRNA, 5.8S rRNA, LSU-rRNA); maturation of LSU-rRNA from tricistronic rRNA transcript (SSU-rRNA, 5.8S rRNA, LSU-rRNA); rRNA methylation. The record is from RefSeq and is a predicted model, not a curated record. Gene Ontology annotation, molecular function: rRNA (guanine) methyltransferase activity; rRNA (uridine-2'-O-ribose)-methyltransferase activity. Lineage: Eukaryota; Metazoa; Arthropoda; Insecta; Hymenoptera; Halictidae.
AAUACAGAUUAUUUCAAUAUUUCCAAAAAUAAAAAUUCUGUAUUAUGUAGUAUGUUAAAGGCUUUGUGCUUAUACCCCCACCUUCAGAACGGUCGUAUGUGGUCGCAUGCGGCGAGCAUUCUUUGGUUACUAAGUUUUUAAUAUUGAUAUAUUUUCAAUAGAAGAUAAGAUUGUUUAUAGUGAAAGAUGGGUAAGAAGGCAAAACUUGGAAAGCAGAGGAGAGAUAAAUUCUAUCAGUUAGCUAAAGAAAGUGGUUAUAGGUCACGUGCUGCUUUCAAAUUGAUUCAGUUAAACAGAAAGUUUGAGUUUUUACAAAAGUCUCGAGUAUGCAUAGACUUAUGUGCAGCUCCUGGAGGAUGGAUGCAAAUUGCUCGGCAGAAUAUGCCAGUAUCCUCCAUAGUAAUAGGUGUAGACUUGUUUCCCAUAAAGCCAAUUCCAGGAUGCAUCAGUUUAGUGGAAGAUAUCACAACAGAUAAAUGUCGGGUUUCAAUAUCUCGUGAAUUAAAGACUUGGAAGGCUGAUGUUGUGUUACAUGAUGGAGCACCAAAUGUUGGUAAAAACUGGCUUCAUGAUGCAUAUCAACAGAUUGUUUUAACUUUAUCAGCUUUAAAAAUGGCGACACAUUUUCUGAGAUCAGGUGGAUGGUUUGUUACAAAAGUUUUCAGAUCAAAAGAUUAUCAUGCAUUAAUCUGGGUUUUAAAACAGCUAUUUAAAAAGGUACAUGCAACUAAACCUCAAGCAUCACGUACUGAAUCUGCUGAAAUAUUUGUUGUUUGCCAAUAUUACAUUGCUCCUGAUAAAUUAGAUCCUAAAUUUUUAGAUCCGAAAUAUGUUUUUUCUGAAUUGGAAAUAGAACCAAAAAAUAAAUUAAAUGUUUACAAUCCAGAAAAGAAAAAAUUGAAGGCUGAGGGUUAUCCAGAAAAUGAUUAUACUUUGUAUCAUAAAUUGUCUGUGAAAGAUUUUAUAGCGCACGACAAUGCAGUGGAAGCAUUGCAGGAUGCAUCUGAAAUUGUUUUUGAUGACGAAACUAUAACAAACCAUAAAGCAACAACCAAUGAAAUUAGAGAAUGUUGCAAAGACAUUAAAGUAUUAGGUAAAAAAGACUUGAGAAGUUUGCUGAAUUGGUGGAAAACAAUGAAAGAAGUUUUGAAAGAAGAAGAACCAGUAUCAGAAAGUGCAGUUAAUGAGCCAGCAGAAGUGGAACCUAUGACACAGGAAGAAUUAGAGGAUUUAGAAGAUGAAGAGAUUACAAAACGGAUUGAAGAUCUCAGAGCAGAAGAAGCUAGGGAAUUGAAGAGAAAGAAGAAAAAAGCUAAUAAAGAAAGACAAAAAUUAAAUGAACGUCUAAAUUUAAAAAUGGUUCAUAAAGGAGAUGAAGGUCCUGUACUGGAAGGAGAAGACAUGUUUAGUUUGAAAGAAAUUAAGACAUAUCAACAAUUAGAAGAUAUUACAAAUCAGCAACCUGAUUUGGUAGCAGAAAGUGAUGUAGAUUCAGACAGUGAAAAAAGAAAACCAAAAAAGGUUAAAUACAAUAAAGAUGAAGGACAAUUGGACAGCACUGGAUUAUAUUAUAAAACAGACGAUAGUGAACCAGAGGAUUCAAGUGAUGAUGAUUCAGAAAGUGAAAAAUCAGGCUUAGGUUUUGAUGAUUCUGAUGAUAACGGUGAAGGUGAAGUUCAAAAGAAAAAGAAGAAAAUUGAAGAUGAUUCAGAAAAUCCAUUAAUAACUGAUUUAGAUUAUAGAGAUAAAAAGACUAAAAGAAUUCACAAAGCUGAACUAUGGUUUGAAAGAGACAUUUUCAAAGAUUUAGAGGAUGAAAAAGAUGAAGACUUUGAAUUGGAUAAAAUGGUUGAAGAAUACAAAAAGAAGGGCGGUCGCAUUAUAGGAGAUGAUUCAACAAAUAGUGAAAAAGAGAAUAAAGUAAAUAAGAAGAAUAUAAAAGAAAAUGCUGUUGAAGAUGAUGUUGAUAGUACUGAAGACAGUAGUAAUUCUGACUCUGAUUACGAUAUGGAAGAAAUGAUGGUUUCAAAUAAAGGAAAUAAGACUAAAGUUCACGCAAAAAAUGGUUUCACAGUAGUUUCACAAACAAAUGAUGUCAAAUCAAAGAAGAGGAAACGUUUGUCAGAAGAAGAUCUGGCAUUGGGUUCGUUAUUAAUUCAAAGUAAAAAAACUCGAAGAGAUUUGAUAGAUUCAGCUUGGAAUAGAUAUGCUUUUAACGAUGAACAUUUACCUGAUUGGUUUGUACAAGAAGAAAAUGAGCACAUGAAGAAAGAAGCACCUGUACCCAAAGAACUCGUCGAUGAGUACAAGAAACGAGUAGAAGAUGUGAACGCUAGACCAAUCAAAAAGGUACUGGAAGCAAAGGCAAGGAAGAAGAAACGUGCAAUACGCAAAUUGGAGAAAGCAAAGAAAAAAGUGGAAGCAAUAAUGGAUAACGCAGAUAUUAGCGAUAGAGAAAAAGCAAAACAAGUGCAAGCGUUGUACAAGAAAGCGCAGAAACAACCCAAGAAAGACGUUACUUACGUGGUUGCAAAGAAGCACAUGGCACAGAAGAAAGCAGCGAGACCAGCUGGUGUAAAGGGACGUUACAAAAUGGUCGAUCCUAGAAUGAAAAAAGAUUUACGUGCAGCAAAAGCAAAAGAAAAAACUAAAGGACGCGGGAAAAAAAGUCGCGGCGGCAAACCGCCGCGAGGAAAGCCUAACAACGCUCACAAAGGGAAGAACUUAAAAAAAUAAUCUAUAAUUUUAACAAUUUCUCGCUACUCUGAAAAUUAGACCUUUAACAUACCGCGAUGAAGCAGCAAAACAACAUAACACAAAGUAUUUUUUUCGAUGCGCAGUGAAUGUUGUUGAACAAUCCAUUGAAUUUCUGUACAUAUGGUACAUUUUGUACAUAUAGAUUUAUGUAUUGAAGUACACAAAGGCUGAAAUUAAAAUAUUUUGU